AUGUCGCGGUCCAACAUGAGCAGUCCCCGUGGUUCGACGCACGGCCAGCCCGAGUCGGGGGGGUUCAGAUUGCACGAAGCGGAGGCGCCGGCGCAGAAGCGUCCCUCGCUGAUGGUAGAAGGAAAGCCACACUCGCGGAAACUCAGCGUUGGUUUUGCCGACUCAUUUGAACCCACGCAUGAGUUGAAGGAGCAACAAGACUCUCGCAGAAGACGAAUCCCAUCCCACGAAUCCAAUGUGGCCUCUCGCACGGCUUCGAUUUCGAGUGCCGGGAACCCGUCAAGAAACGGCAGCGCAGGUUUUAGUUUCGUCCGAAGGCUUACCUCAUAUCUCUACGGCAUUCCAUUGGGAUUCUUCCAGAGCCGCGCUGAAUUGCGGACAUGGGGGGAGGAGAAGUUGACUGACCCCUCCGUGCAGCCGUACUCGCAGCGUCCUAUGAUAACUCCAUUUCAUCAAACACUUCCAGGAUAUGGCAAGGAUGCGGUCAUGCCAUUGAGAAGGGAACUGAUGGGGAAACAGCCAGGUCCAUUCUACACACUGGCACCCAAAGGUGGCUUUGUUUACAAUCCGCACCACCCGAAUAUGGACUUCUCCAGAGUACAAAUUGAGUAUCCAACACGCACUGGCGAUUUCAAGCCCCCUAUGUAUGAGUGGACGUCCAUGCCUGAAUUUAAAAUGACGGAUCGUCCCUACACGAGCGCACGAUUGCUGCCAGCAAAUCCUGCCACAAUGUAUGUUUCGGGAAAUUACAUGACUGCCUACCCGUAUGGAGUUCCAGCAGUGGAGGAAAAUGAGGGAGGCGUGCGCGUGCCUCCAAGUUCACGUCGGUGCCGAUUCCUUUGCUAA
This is a messenger RNA of Neospora caninum, 846 nucleotides long. RefSeq lists its product as hypothetical. The transcript is spliced from 3 exons. The record is from RefSeq and is a predicted model, not a curated record. The coding region runs from base 1 to 846 and encodes 281 amino acids. NCBI's taxonomy places the organism in Eukaryota, Apicomplexa, Conoidasida, Eucoccidiorida, Sarcocystidae.